CAGCGUCCCCGACCGGAGCCUUUUCCCGGCCGUGGCGCGCGCUGCCUGCCGGGAUACUCAGCCAGCCCAGUCAGUCCUCCCGGCUUGCGCUGCGGCCGCGAGUUCUGUGUUUCUCCCAAGAUGGUGGCGCUGGGCUCGGGGUGACUGCAGGAAACGACAGGGCCCCUACAACCCGCCCUUCGCUCGCUCGCGCAUCCCGCCGCCACGUAGCCAGCUGCCUGUCUGGCGCCCGACAGCCGCCGCCGCUGCCGCCUUGUGCUUCGCUUCCGCCGAUCCGGCGCUGAAGGCCCCGGGCGGCAGUGCCUCCCUCGGCUUCUCCUGCGGGCCGUCUCUGAACGUCUCGCGGCCUAGCCUCGGGCAGCCGGCCCGCAGCCCCCGGUGUGGACCGGCAGCGGCGCAGCGGCCGCUGGCGACGAGCGUGGGGUCCGCGGCGUCCCUGGCGUUCCCUUUGCCGGCCUCGGCUUCCGGAGAAGAAAGCGCGGGUCCCGCAUGAGCCCCGGCGGUGGCGGCGGCAGCGAAGGGGAACGAGGCGGUGGCGGGCGGAGGCGGCGGGCGAGGGCGACGACGACCAGUGAGGCGGCUGCCGCUGCCAGGACUGCGGCCCAAGCGCGGGGGCGACGGCAGGUUAAAAAUCUGUAAGAACCUGAUUUUAGAAUUCAGCAGCUCAUCAGAAGUUUGGCGAAAUAUGAGUUAUUAAACCUACGCUCAGAUCAAGUUAGCAGCUAGACUGGUGAGACAACCUGUUUUUAAUCAGUGACUCAAAGCUGUGAUCACCCUGAUGUCACCGAAUGGCCACAGCUUGUAAAAGAGAGUUACAGUGGAGGUAAAAGGAGUGGCUUGCAGGAUGGAGAAGCUGCACCCAGUAUUAUUGGAAUGCCAGCAGGUUUAUUUUUUUGUUUUACACGCCUGCUCUGCCUCCUUCCAAUAUGACAUCUGAUGCUGGAGGGUCGCACUUUCAAAAAUGAGUCAGCUGGUACAUGGGGUUAUCAUCAGUUUUUAGCUCUUCUGUCUGGGAGAUACAAGUUUGGAAGCAAUCUUGGGGUACUUACCCACAAGGCUGGUGGAGACCAGAUCACCAGGAGAACCUCAGUCUGACGACAUUGAAGCUAGCCGAAUGAAGCGAGCAGCUGCAAAGCAUCUAAUAGAACGCUACUACCACCAGUUAACUGAGGGCUGUGGAAAUGAGGUCUGCACGAAUGAGUUUUGUGCUUCCUGUCCAACUUUUCUUCGUAUGGAUAACAAUGCAGCAGCUAUUAAGGCCCUCGAGCUUUAUAAGAUUAAUGCAAAACUCUGUGAUCCUCAUCCCUCCAAGAAAGGAGCAAGCUCAGCUUACCUUGAGAACAACUCAAAAAGUGCCCCUAAUAACUGCACUGAGAUAAAAAUGAACAAGAAGGAAGGACAAGGAGCUAGAGAUGAUUUUAAAGAUGUGACUUACCUAACAGAAGAAACGGUAUAUGAAAUUCUUGAAUUAUGUAGAGAGAGAGAGGAUUAUUCUCCUUUAAUCCGUGUUAUUGGAAGAGUUUUUUCUAGUGCUGAAGCAUUGGUACAGAGCUUUCGAAAAGUCAAACAUCACACAAAGGAAGAACUGAAAUCUCUUCAAGGAAGAGAUGAAGACAAGGAUGAAGAUGAAAAGGAAAAAGCUGCAUGCUCUGCUGCUGCUAUGGAAGAAGAUUCAGAAGCAUCCUCCUCAAGGAUAGGUGAUAGCUCACAAGGAGAUAACAACUUACAAAAAUUAGGUCCUGAUGAUGUGUCUGUGGAUAUUGAUGCCAUUAGAAGGGUGUACACCAGAUUGCUCUCUAAUGAAAAAAUAGAAACUGCCUUUCUUAAUGCACUUGUAUACUUGUCACCAAAUGUGGAAUGUGACUUGACAUAUCACAAUGUAUACUCCCGUGAUCCUAAUUAUCUGAAUUUGUUCAUUAUUGUAAUGGAGAAUGGAAAUCUUCAUAGUCCGGAAUAUCUGGAAAUGGCUUUGCCAUUGUUUUGCAAAGCAAUGAGCAAGCUACCCCUUGCAGCCCAAGGAAAACUGGUUAGACUAUGGUCUAGGUACAGUGCAGACCAGAUUCGGAGAAUGAUGGAAACAUUUCAGCAACUCAUUACCUACAAAGUCAUAAGCAAUGAAUUUAAUGGUCGAAAUCUAGUGAAUGAUGAUGAUGCUAUUGUUGCUGCUUCAAAGUGCUUGAAAAUGGUUUACUAUGCAAAUGUAGUUGGAGGGGAAGUGGAUACAAAUCACAAUGAAGAAGAUGAUGAAGAGCCCAUCCCGGAGUCCAGUGAACUGACACUUCAGGAGUUAUUGGGAGAGGAGAGAAGAAACAAGAAAGGUCCUCGAGUAGACCCACUGGAAACUGAACUUGGUGUUAAAACUCUAGAUUGUCGAAAACCACUUAUCCCUUUUGAAGAGUUUAUUAAUGAACCACUGAAUGAUGUUCUAGAAAUGGAUAAAGAUUAUACUUUUUUCAAGGUAGAAACAGAAAACAAAUUCUCUUUUAUGACAUGUCCCUUUAUAUUGAAUGCUGUCACAAAGAAUUUGGGAUUAUAUUAUGACAACAGAAUUCGCAUGUACAGUGAACGAAGAAUCACUGUUCUCUACAGUUUAGUUCAAGGACAGCAGUUGAACCCAUAUUUGAGACUCAAAGUCAGACGUGAUCAUAUCAUAGAUGAUGCUCUCGUCCGGCUAGAGAUGAUCGCUAUGGAAAAUCCUGCAGACUUGAAGAAACAGUUGUAUGUGGAAUUUGAAGGAGAACAAGGAGUUGAUGAGGGAGGUGUUUCCAAAGAAUUUUUUCAGCUGGUUGUGGAGGAAAUCUUCAAUCCAGAUAUUGGUAUGUUCACAUAUGAUGAAUCUACAAAACUGUUUUGGUUUAAUCCAUCUUCUUUUGAAACUGAGGGUCAGUUUACUCUGAUUGGCAUAGUACUGGGUCUGGCUAUUUACAAUAACUGUAUACUGGAUGUACAUUUUCCCAUGGUUGUCUACAGGAAGCUAAUGGGGAAAAAAGGAACUUUUCGUGACUUAGGAGACUCACACCCAGUUCUAUAUCAGAGUUUAAGAGAUUUAUUGGAGUAUGAAGGAAAUGUGGAAGAUGAUAUGAUGAUCACCUUCCAGAUAUCACAGACAGAUCUUUUUGGUAAUCCAAUGAUGUAUGAUCUAAAGGAAAAUGGUGAUAAAAUUCCAAUUACAAAUGAAAACAGGAAGGAAUUUGUCAGUCUCUAUUCUGACUACAUUCUCAAUAAAUCAGUAGAAAAACAGUUCAAGGCCUUUCGGAGAGGUUUUCAUAUGGUGACCAAUGAAUCUCCCUUAAAGUACUUAUUCAGACCAGAGGAAAUUGAAUUGCUUAUUUGUGGAAGCCGGAAUUUAGAUUUCCAAGCACUCGAAGAAACUACAGAAUAUGAUGGUGGCUAUACCAGGGACUCUGUUCUGAUUAGGGAGUUCUGGGAAAUCGUUCAUUCAUUUACAGAUGAGCAGAAAAGACUCUUCUUGCAGUUUACAACAGGCACAGACAGAGCACCUGUGGGAGGACUAGGAAAGUUAAAGAUGAUUAUAGCCAAAAAUGGCCCAGACACAGAAAGGUUACCUACAUCUCAUACUUGCUUUAAUGUCCUUUUACUUCCGGAAUACUCGAGUAAAGAAAAACUUAAAGAGAGAUUGUUGAAGGCCAUCACAUAUGCCAAAGGAUUUGGCAUGCUGUAAAAAAGAAAGAAA
This is a messenger RNA of Choloepus didactylus (southern two-toed sloth), 3694 nucleotides long. RefSeq names its product ubiquitin-protein ligase E3A. The transcript is spliced from 15 exons. Gene Ontology annotation, biological process: protein polyubiquitination; ubiquitin-dependent protein catabolic process. Lineage: Eukaryota; Metazoa; Chordata; Mammalia; Pilosa; Megalonychidae. Gene Ontology annotation, molecular function: ubiquitin protein ligase activity. The coding region runs from base 1115 to 3682 and encodes 855 amino acids. The record is from RefSeq and is a predicted model, not a curated record.